This is a messenger RNA of Spodoptera litura, 6886 nucleotides long. Lineage: Eukaryota; Metazoa; Arthropoda; Insecta; Lepidoptera; Noctuidae. The record is from RefSeq and is a predicted model, not a curated record.
GUCCUGUGUAAAAUUAGAAGUCACAGCCUUCCGUAAGUUCCGUGUGUGUUGCGGAAAAAUCCCUUUUUGGGCGGCCGACCACAUGUGUGAAUAGUGAACAAAAUAUGGUUCUGUUAUGAUUUUAUGAUAAUAGAAGCGUAUUUCAUAGUGAUCGGUACAAGACAUCGAUAGAUAAAGUGCGUACGGAUCGUUCAGUGUGCCAGAAAAGUUGGAACAAGACGACGGAAGUGCAUUUUUUCGAUGUAAAUACGGCCCAACCAGGGUCAGUCCGGUGUGCUACGAGAGGUUCGCGCAUAUUUCUCAGCAACCGGCCGUGUGUGCGCGCCACUGGGACGUGUGAGUUAAUCGUGAAUUAUUCGACCUUCGCACUGUUCGAUCGGCCAGUUUUCAUCGGGAAAGUUCGUUCGUGAUUAGUGGGUUAACCCCAUCAUGCCGUCGUGUUGAGGGGCAUGGAGGCGCGCUCGUGAUCGUCUGUUGGCGCGGAGCGCGCGCCCGGACUUACAUAACGAGGGCAGCGGCGGCAUGGCCGCCCGCGUGUCCGCCGAGGGCGCAGGGCCCUCUUACGCGUCAGUGUUGAACUUUAGGGGCAGUGAUAGUAACAAGGAAAACAUUGAGGCCGCACCAGGUGAAGUGUCUGACGCGCCCCCGACGAAGCAGGAUGAUGAAGAGGAAGAGGGUUUUGUGCCCGUCAUAUCGCACGGACGCCGUCCUGGGAAGGGGCGAAGGCACCCUGAGCGUAGGGCUCCACCCCGUCCUCAUAAGGCGCCCGCUCAGCACGCUGAGCCUCAGCCGACGCCAGAGCAGCAGCAACAAUCUUCAGAAAGUCAACCGAAGAAGUUUGUUGAAGCCCCUAUUCCUAAAGUGAACCCUUGGCAGACUUCUGACCCUGAACAGGUUCGAGGGGGCAGCACAGGAGUGCCACCGCCAGCUGCUCCGGCGAUGAUAGAGCAGGAGAAACGGUCGCCGCUUCAGCCGCAGCAGCAGGGCAGGGUACACCCGGAGCCGCCAGUCGUUCCAGUGCCUCCGCCACCUAAGCCUGCGAUUGUGAAGGCACCAAAACACGCUAAAAUUAAUCAAAAGGCAUCAGACUUCACCGACAUAGGAGACUGGCCGACAUUAGGCGCUGCCGUGUCGGGUGGAGCCAGGUGUCAUUCUACACCACCUCCUCACGAUGCAGACUCUUCACAUCAUAAUGGGACUGCUGAACAAGACCGCAAGCCACCAGAGGAGCCUCAUCAUCAUCAGCCCUCUAAACCCGAGAGGGUGGAGACCACACACAACCAUCAACACAAUGAGAAACACCACGACAAACACUCGGAUCGAGCCAAGAGCUCAGGUUCCGGCAAAGGCAGCAGUAAGUCGGGGAAGCACAAGUGGGUGCCCCUGGAUAUCGACGUGAAGGCAGCACGGCCCGGGAAGCAUGGUCCUCAACAUUCUACGAGACCGGAGAACGACACGGUCUCUCUCAACGGUGAGGAGAGCCGUUCGCGAGGCGGGUCUAGGUCCCGUGGAGGCCGGGGCGGAGCCCGAGGCGGGCGCCGGGGUGCACCCCGCCCUGCCUCGGCGCUCCCAUCACUGCCAGCUCCACACCACCAUACGCUAUACCAUCACGCCCAUGAUUUCCCACACCACCCGGAUUUGGCGCAGCUACGGGUAUCUGCAACCGGAGUCGCACAGGUGGUGGUACCCUUCGGAGGUCUGGCAGCGUUGGGGGCUCCCCUAGCUCCCCCACUGGCACAGGCCUUCUACUACGGAGCAGCGGCGGCUACAGCGACCCCAUAUGGUAUGGGAUUGGACCACGCCACAUUGAAGGAUUUGAUUAAGAAGCAAAUCGAAUACUACUUCAGUCCGGAUAACUUAGCUCGCGACUUUUUCCUACGCCGCAAGAUGGCCGCGGACGGGACUAUCCCCGUUACGCUCAUUGCCUCCUUCCACCGCGUGAGGGCGCUCACGGCGGACGUGCAACUCGUGCUUGACGCUAUACGUGAUUCCGAUAAGUUGCAGCUCAUUGGAGGAUUCAAGGUCAGAACAGCCUUCGAACCGACAAAAUGGCCGAUCCUAGACAUAACCUCCAGCACAAACCCAGAAGAAAAUAAACCAGAACAGCCGAACACAUCCGAAGAUAAACCGAAGACGCCCGAAGCUGACACUGACAAGGAAACCGCAAAAGAAGAAGCUCCAAGUAUAGAAGUUAAUGAAAGAGUCGAAAACGUUGAAGAAAAGAAAUUCGAAAAUAUCGUCAAGGAGCCCACAAUAACAACCGUUGAAAAAUUCGAGACACAACAGCAACCCUCUCAACCAUCGGCCACAGUAGAGGAGAUACACGAUCAAGAUAUACCAGAAGUAUCCGCAGUAUUAGAAGUGGGAGAGAACGCAGAAGAGAAGAAGAAAGAGGCAGAGCUCGAAGGCAAUAAGCCAGUAGACCCCACUGAUGAUCCGCCACUGCAGUCUGAGGGCAAUGAAGAGAAGCCUGGUGAAAAACGCCGUAAGAAGCAGAUGGUGGGUAUCUUCCCUCUGCCGACGAUGGGAGGUCCUCUUGUUGCGCCAGUUUCAUCACUCCUCAGGGCCGUGCCUCCGCCACCGCUACCGAGAAUGUUUCGCACGGGUCGCGGAGGGCUGGCGGGCGGGGCUGCCGCGCACGAUUCGCUCAACCCCGACGUUCCGGAGUUCGUGCCGCUUGCAUUACGACAUGAGGAGUGCAACGACAAAUCCGAUAGUUUGGACGACAGACCAAGCUCGGGGACCAUCAGCCCCAACUCAGAACAAGUUUGGACUGAGGUAAAACGCCGUACAAAGGCUGGUUCCCGCGAGCGUACAGCUGCUGCAGCGGAAGAUGAGCCUCGCGAGGAGUUACACUUCCAGCUCGACGAGGAACUGGAGCUACCGCCGCCCAGGCAUAACACAUUCACUGACGCUUGGUCUGACGAGGAAUCGGACGCAGAAUUCACGGACCGCGACGUCGGCCGCCUGCUUAUAGUGACGCAGACUGCCGCCCGACAGCCCAAGCAUGACGGCCACGACCGCCAGGGGGACUGGAACACUCGCACCAAGAUCACACAGGACCUCGAACAGGUUAUUACUGAUGGGUUGAGACGGUAUGAAGAAGAUUUAUGGAACGAUACAGACUAUCCAUCGUCGUACGGCAGCCAGACGUACCGCACGGUGUCGUUGAUCAGCCGCGAGCAGUUCGAGGCGGCCGUGCCCAACGAGAAGCACUACAACCCCGCCGAGCCGCCCCCGCCGCCGCCGCGCCCGCUGCAAGUAUCGCAGCAAGCUGAGUCGUCUGCAGAAGGCAGGACGGGGCGACGGCCGAGACGCACGGCUCGAUUCUACGCAGCCAGCAAGGAUCCACAUGCUACUGACGUUAUAAGUAGCCGCAAGCACAAGACGCGCCACUCGCUGAACCCGCCCGUGGAGCAUCAUGUCGGCUGGAUCAUGGACAUUCGUGAACAUCGCGCAAGGACGCACAGCACUGGGUCGUCGGUGGGCACGUCCCCGACGCUGGGGUCGUCGUGCGGGUCGGUGCCGGCGUCCCUGCCCACGUUCCACCACCCCAGCCACGGCCUGCUGCGGGAGAACCACUUCACGCAACAGGCCUACCACAAGUACCACUCGCGCUGCCUCAAAGAACGUAAGAAGCUCGGCAUAGGGCAGUCACAGGAGAUGAACACAUUGUUCCGGUUCUGGUCGUUCUUCCUACGAGACCACUUCAACCGCACCAUGUAUAAUGAAUUCAGAACGCUAGCCAACGAGGACGCGUCAGCCGGUUUCCGUUACGGCCUGGAGUGUCUAUUCCGUUUCUACUCGUACGGACUCGAACGGAAGUUCAGACCAGAACUAUAUCAACACUUCCAGCAGGAAACCGUCGCUGAUUAUGAAAAGGGUCAGUUGUACGGCUUAGAAAAAUUCUGGGCGUUCCUGAAGUACUACAAGCAUACAGGAGCGUUGCAGGUAGACCCCAAGCUGCAGGGGUAUCUGGAAAACUUCCAGAGCAUCGAAGAUUUUAGGGUGCUUGAGCCCCAGCUGAACGAGCUGCUGGCGAGCGCGGGCCCGGCGGCCCCGGGGCGCGGCCCCCACGCGCGGCCCUACGACCGCACGCGCUCCGUCUCCGAGAGCGACCGCGCCGCCGCCGCCGCCCGACACCACGGGUACUACUCACUCACAUACAUACAGUCUCAUACGGUCAGAGGACAAAACAACAACCGCGGCCGCGCCGGCUCCUGCGGCGCGCAGAGCGUCGUCGCCACCGCGCGACCACGGGCAACACCAAAAACGAAACAAGACAGCGGAGAGCCGAAGCCGUUAGCAGCCAAACAGUGAUCUUUAACAUGUACAUAUAUUAAGAAAAAGACAUUCAGUGCAAAGUGCUUAAUCACCGGCAAUAAUGAUAUUUAAUGUGUCGAAUGCAUUUUAUUAUACUAUAUAUAAAUAUGUUUAAAAACUUAAAGUUUAGUGCCCAGACACUAGUGAAUUUAAAAUGUUGCUCGUUGGUUAUUUACGGCGACUAGCUUAUAUGCAUCGACAAUAAGCAACGCUACGCUCUGUUUCACGCGAUAUCAUAAUUAUUGACAAAAAUAUAGCUAGAGAGUAAGUAUGUACUACCAUAUAUAUAAACUUAUAUAUUUUUGACAUUGUAUAAAAAUAUAAAAUUAUAACGACAUUCAUUGUCUUAAUAAAAUUUUCAAAAUGACAUUAAAAAAAACAAACGUUCUGUCGUAGUCUUUGGUAGGGUUAAGUAUUUUUUAUCUGUGGCUACUUUGGUGCUGCAACAUCGACAUCCUCGCAUUUUGUUUGAAUUUUGGAUUUAGAACCACCAGUUUGGUUAAGAGCCUUUUGAGACUCGACUAGUGAAUUUUUCUCGAAAAUUUCGAGUGAGUAUGAGUAAGGUUGAGUGUAUCUGAGUAUCAACUCUGGUUUUGUAUGUAUAAGUCGUGUUAAGUAAUGAACUCAAAUGAGUUAUAGUCACUCAGUGUUAUAAGGUGUAUUUAACGUUGAACUCAUUUACACUCAACCCAAAUGAGUGUUGCACUCAACUCAACUCAACCAUACUCAUUUCGAUAUUCAUAUGAUUUGGAUCUCUAGACAAAAAAUUAUGGAAAAAAUACGAAAAAAAAUUGUCAUUUUACUUUUUUUUUCUAUAAGUCAUGAUAAAAUUGUACAGUCUGUGUAAAAAAUAAAUAGAUGGGAGUGGUGAAUUAAAAAAAUAGUUUAAAAAAAACAUGUAUAAUAUGCUGAAGACUGGUAUAAUUCGGUUCAGGUGUCGCGCGAAGUUUUUGAUGAUGAUGAUGAUGAGAAAUUUAAUAAUUAAACGAGCGAGUGUGUUUGUUGAUGAUUAGGGUUGAAAAUACUUAAUUUUUUUACGUUUUUUCUCAUUUCCUAUAUCUGUAUAAUAGAUGCCUUUAUGAUGAGCCGUCUUUUUGAUAUAUGGUGGUCUAAAAUUGGACUUUGGAUAAUUUUUGUGAGUUUUGUUUAUGUUGUACGUUUUUAUAUACGUCUGUCUGUCACACUACUGCGUAAACCUAUUUAUUAAAUGGAAGCUAUGAUAAAUAUUAUAUUUAUUUACUUAAAUUUUGUUUAUGAAUGACCUAUCUCUUCUCAUAGUAUAAAAUCGUCUUUUUUGGUCCGUCAAUACCAAAUUCUAUUCAUAUUUCUCCUAAAAUGUUGAUAAAUGGCCUCAUUUUUGCAAUACAUAUAGAUGACUAAUUUCUCUAUAUAUUUCCAAGUGUACUACAAAAUAAAAUUAAUGAAAACCCAUUAAACCAAUCGCUAGUAUCAGUUUUUACCUUAUACACCCUUUUCCGUCCACUGCUGGACAUAGGCCUCCAAUAUCCGGCCAAUGAGCUCGAUCUUUACCUAUUUGCAUCCAGCAAUUAUAACAUUACCAGCCACAUAGCGCAUAUCGUCACUCCACCUAGCUAAAGGGCGUCCUACACUAUAUUUGAUCCGGUCUCCACUCCAGACCACGUCUGCUCCUAAGGUCAUCAGUUUUUCGACACAUUUUACCCACUGCUACUUCAAAUUUCUAAUCCUUUGGGCUACGUAGAUGGUUUUAAUUCUCCGUCGACUCCCCCAAUGAGAAAAGCCGUAAAUAUGUAUAUAAAAACAUACAACAUAAACGAAUAACAUGAAUAGUGAAAAGUGGGUGUUACUUCUGUGUGCACCUCUGCCUACCCCUUCGGGGAUAAAAGGCGUGAUGUUAUGUUAUUAUAUUAACAUAAACGAAAUAACGAAAAAAAAUCUAUCCAUUUUAAACGUUUUGUCUAAAUGUCAGAACUGUCAAACGUCAAUCCGCCAUCUUGUUUUCAAAAACGACGGCUGUAAAACAUACUGCCACUUGUGUAUUUAAAUAAAAAAAAUAUUAUAAAACUAGAUACUUUAAUUGAGCACACAUUUUUUUAAGUGACGACAAAGCUAUUAUAAUGGUUUUUAGUAGAAUAAAAUGGUUGUCAUUAUUUCCUUGUUUUUUAAUUAUAUAUUUUUUUUUACAUGGGACCAUUACCGGUCUUUUUGUUUCAUGAGACCAAACGGUCUUUUCAUUUCAUGGGAUCAUAUGGUCUUUUAAAGGGGCGUUAAAGGACUUCUGACAGCUGUAAAUGAUAUAUGAAAUUGGACAACCAAAGCCGAAGUAAAGGAUGAACUCCUUUGUGUAAUUUGAUGUAUUUUUGUUACGAGAUUCUCUUGUAAUUAGACUCGCUCCAUAUUACAUGGGACUCUUAAUAUAACAGCUAAAAAGUAGGCUUAACUAAAUGUAAAUGGUUAACUUUACGUAAUUGAAGGCGUUAUUUAUGUAUGUCAAAAUAACUUAUUCUAAAAUGAUUUCAUCGAAAAUUAUAAGCAAUUUUGGGUCUAAAAUAUAAAGUAGUCUAGCUAACGUGAUUGGAAUACU